AAACACUAACAUUAUGGCUGAAAAAGAGAUUAACUUUGUGACUUCUAAAGAAGUUAGUAGCUCUAAUGACAUUUAUAUCGAAUCAAAUAAUCAACCAACCGCUUCUGAAUUAAAAGGAUUCGCUAAAUUCAAAGAUGGCUUUAGACAGGCCAGAGUUGAAGACUUGGGUAUUGAUCCAAAUAUUUCAGACUCGGAGAAAAUUGCCAUAUUGACUGCAAAUUCUCCUUUAUCUCGUUCUCUUAAAAAUCGACACUUGCAAAUGAUUGCCAUUGGUGGUUCUAUAGGUACAGGUUUAUUUGUUGGUUCUGGUACUAACUUAAACACUGGUGGUCCAGCUGGUUUAUUAAUUGCCUACUGUUUAAUAGGUACUAUGAUUUACUGUACUGUUCAAUCCUUAGGUGAAUUAGCUGUUACUUUCCCUGUUUCUGGUGCUUUCGUUACUUACAAUUCUCGUUUCAUUGAUCCAUCUUGGGGUUUCGCUAUGGCUUGGAACUAUGCUAUGCAAUGGUUAAUUGUGUUACCUUUAGAAUUAGUUGCUGCAUCAUUAACAGUCAAAUAUUGGGAUUCAAAGACUAAUUCUGCAGUGUAUGUUACUGCGUUCUACAUCUUGAUUGUUUCUAUUAAUUUCUUUGGAGUCCGAGGCUAUGGUGAAGCGGAAUUUGUCUUUUCUUUGAUCAAAGUCUUGGCCAUUAUUGGAUUUAUCAUUUUAGGAAUUGUAUUAAUUUGUGGUGGUGGGCCAGUUGGAGGUUAUCUUGGUGCAAAAUACUGGUAUAUUGAAAAAGCACCUUUUCCUAAUGGUUUCAAGGGAGUCGUCAGUGUGUUCGUCGGUGCUGCCUUUGCUUUUGUUGGUACUGAAUUAUGUGGUUUAGCUGCUGCUGAAUCCGCCAACCCAAGAAAGAGUUUACCAAAAGCAUGCAAACAAGUUUUCUGGAGAAUCACCUUGUUUUAUGUUAUCUGCUUAACUUUAAUUGGUAUGUUGGUUCCAUACAAUAAUGAAAGAUUAUUAGGUGCGUCUUCAGUCGAUGCUACUGCUUCACCAUUCGUCAUUGCUAUUCAAAAUGGUGGUAUCAAGGGUUUACCUUCAGUAAUGAAUUUUGUUAUUAUGAUUGCUGUCUUAUCUGUUGGUAACUCUUCUGUAUUUGGUUCAUCUCGUACUUUAGCUGCAUUAGCUGCUACCAAUCAAGCCCCAAAGAUUUUGGGAUACAUUGAUAAACGAGGACGCCCGCUAGCUGGGAUCGUAUUACAAAUGAUUAUUGGAUUAUUAUGUUACCUCGCAGCAUCUCCCAAAGAAGAAGAAAUAUUCACUUGGUUAUUGGCCCUUUCUGGAUUAUCAUCGCUAUUCACCUGGGGCUCAAUCAACUUUUCCCUUAUUCGAUUCCGGAGAGCGCUUGCUGUUAAAGGAAGAGACACUGGUGAAUUAGCAUUUACUUCCCAACCUGGUAUAUAUGGUGCUUAUUGGGGUCUUGGUCUUAAUAUUGCCAUUAUCUGUUUACAGUUCUGGAUUGCUGUAUGGCCAUUGGGAAAAUCCCCCAAAGCUGUGGUGUUUUUCAAGAAUUUCCUAACUGUUCCUGUUAUAUUACUGUUUUACCUUGGUCAUAAAAUAUAUACUAAGAAUUGGAAAUUCUUUAUUAGAGCCAAGGAUAUUGAUGUUGAUACUGGUAGAAGAGAAAUGGAUUUGGAUUUGGUUAGACAAGAAGUUGCUGAAGAAAAAGCAUACAUUGCUUCAUUACCUUUCUACAUGAGAGUCUAUCAUUUCUGGUGUUAGACUAUUUAGCUGGCACCAUUUCGAUUUUAUUUUGAUAAGCUUUAAUUUAGUUCUAUAGUAGUACUGAUUUGAUUUUGGUAUCUAUUCAAUUAGUCCGAAUUGUAUUACGUUAUGAUCACCACUUAUGACUCUGGACUACACAUCUUUCAGAACGACUCGAUGGUAUAAUCCCUCUUAGUUUGUUGGAAAUGCAAAUAUGUUCCAUAUUAGGAAUUUCUUUUUUUUAUCCGAAGCGCCUUUCAUAUAGCUUCUAAAAUUGCCGUUGAUUGCCGAGAAAACUAAAUGUAACAGUAAAAGCGUCGCCUAUCAUAACCUAAUGCCGUUCACUCAUAAGGGUAAAGAGAAAACUAUAAAAGUAGGACUG
Molecule: messenger RNA, 2129 nt
Organism: Spathaspora passalidarum NRRL Y-27907
Lineage: Eukaryota; Fungi; Ascomycota; Pichiomycetes; Serinales; Debaryomycetaceae
Gene: GAP2.2
Exons: 1
Coding region: 14-1765 (583 amino acids)
Biological process (GO): amino acid transmembrane transport
Cellular component (GO): membrane
Molecular function (GO): amino acid transmembrane transporter activity
Source: RefSeq, a predicted model, not a curated record